Molecule: messenger RNA, 615 nt
Organism: Drosophila eugracilis
Lineage: Eukaryota; Metazoa; Arthropoda; Insecta; Diptera; Drosophilidae
Exons: 3
Coding region: 95-556 (153 amino acids)
Source: RefSeq, a predicted model, not a curated record
GCGGCAGUAACAGCACCGGCAGCGGCAGCGCCUAAAAAAGUCAAAUUGAGUGGCGCAGUUUGGACUGCCGAUUGAAGAAGCUGUUAUUUUCAAAAUGACCAAUGCCGUCUGUGAGUCAUACAACAAAUCCUGGGUGGAAUUCGGCCUCUGUCGUUUGCGAGCUGUGAGUCGGAAUAAAGUCUGUCUUAAUGUCGAUGCCAACCUGCUUCACCCGGUUCACAAUGUUAUAGUAAAGGCCCAGUUGAUGAAAAGGGCCAAUGGGUACAAGCCCUGGCUCUAUAGCGUCAAUUUUGAUGGCUGUCAGUUUAUAAGGCGGAGAAAUAAUGCCCUAAUACGCAUUGUUUGGGACCUUUUCAAAGAGUACUCAACGAUAAAUCACUCCUGUCCCUAUGUGGGCUUGCAACAAGUUAAGAACUUUUAUCUGAGAUCUGAGAAGCUGCCAACUCCAAUACCCACUGGGGAAUAUCUCUUGCUGAUCGACUGGGUGUUCAACAAAAAGCCUCAAGCGGCCACAAAUGUGUACUUCACCUUUGUGGAGGAUCUGAAAGAUAGUUAGUAGUUCUGCCCAUUACAUCCAGUUGUUUUGAAAUUCAAAAAAAAUAAAUUGCAAAUCAA